This is a messenger RNA of Populus euphratica (Euphrates poplar), 1052 nucleotides long. RefSeq names its product extensin-3-like. NCBI's taxonomy places the organism in Eukaryota, Viridiplantae, Streptophyta, Magnoliopsida, Malpighiales, Salicaceae. The transcript is spliced from 3 exons. The record is from RefSeq and is a predicted model, not a curated record. The coding region runs from base 1 to 720 and encodes 239 amino acids.
AUGACAAGAAGAGAGAAGAGAGCAUUACCCGCCACCAAACACCACCCCACCACCACCAUCUUUCCACCAACAACCACGCCCUCCUCACACUACUAUCAAGAACCUCCACAACCACCAUCUUCCCACCAACCACCACCUCCCUCCUCACACUACUAUCAAGAACCUCCACAACCACCAUCUUCCCACCAACCACCACCUCCCUCCUCACACUACUAUCAAGAACCUCCACAACCACCAAGACCAUAUUUUCAAGAAGCUACCUAUGCACCUUCACCACCACCUCCAUUUCAAGAAACUCAAGUCAUUCGCACAUCUCAUCAUUAUCCACCACCACCACCACCAACACAAGUGAAUCAUGUUUCUCAUGAAAAAACUGAAACCCAUCAGUCUUUUAAGCCGCAUAUGCCAUCUUCCAUUCACCAGCAAACUCAUCAAUCUGGCUCUGCUUCUGGGCUUGACCUUUAUAAUAAACCUAGCUUCAAGGUUUACAGCAAAGCUGAACCUGAUUUUCACCUCACUAUUAGGGACGGAAGAGUGAUUCUUGCUCGGUCAAAUCCUUCCGAUGAUUUCCAAAACUGGUUUAAAGAUGAGAAGUACAGCACCAGAGUGAAGGAUUCGGAAGGAUGUCCUGCCUUUGCUUUGGUAAACAAGGCCACCGGUCAGGCCAUAAAGCAUUCCAUUGGAGAGGCAAACCCUGUAAGAAAUUCUCUGAGAUCAUGAACUUGUUGAAAGUUUGUUCUUCUAUGUCUUUCAUUUUCAUGUCUCAUGGCCUUGACCUUUAGUUGCGGAAAACAUGACUUUGUAAAGCGUCAUUUUUUGACAGAUUUUGUUUCAUUUCAUUUUAUAUAUGCAUUUGUGUAUUCUCGUUUUCUUCGAUACUGAGUCCAAAUAGCCCAUACGUUUUGGAAACAUAGAAGGUGCUCGUAUGAGCUUGACUCAACGUUGUAUAAGCAGCUUUUAAACCUGAUCAAGGUAAUUUGGGACUGAAAUGUGAACAAGAGCUACUUUUAAUGAUUUAAUACGUUGUCCAAAACUCUAUAUUCUAUAGGAAA